AUGUCAAGCCCAAGCGACACGGUUCCGCAGCUGGUUGGCGAUGAAUCCAACGUUAGAAAAGUACCAGCGCAAAGAAAAUCAAGGCAGCGUCCAAACAAGCCAAUCUCAGCUGAACGGCGCAUGCAAAAUUGCAGAGCUCAGAGGGCAUAUCGCCAACGAAAACGAGAUAAAUUAAAGGAGCUAGAAGCCAAAGUUGCCGCCUUGGAGCCCGGUUAUAAACCUGGGUCAGUUCCCAACAGGACUGCAGUGACGCCUCCAACACAUGCUACAUCAACUGCUAUUGAUUCAUCGCAGUCUUACAGCCUGAACACUUGGGACUACAAUACCAGCGUCUGGCUAGAUGACCCAGCAUCCAGUUCACUCAAUAUUGAGAUGAUGACUUUACCUCAGAUCACUUCCAAUGAGGGCCAGCCAACAGCCCCAGAGACCAAUCCAACAGAAAGCUUCUCUGAUUUGCUCCAUGAUACUGAUACAAGAGAGUUGUCGAGCAUGGCCACACUGGAUGCACCAACAUCAACUACGGCUGGGUUGUCCGCUAAUACUGCUACUGCGACUUCAUCAUCCUCUCUCCUCUCUAUCAAUACAUCAGCAUCUAUGUAUUCGGCCUCAAGAUCACUUACUCGCAAAGACAUACACAUUCAUCGGCCUAGUGGUAAAGCGCUUAUCAGAAAGCCACAGCUCAUCCGCAAGUGGUUUCAAUCUCUUCCCCAGUCUACGCGACGUCUCCUCGCCCAGCUGGCCAAAGACGGCGAUUUCAGUUUCGUAGAUAUGAUAUCAUCUCUACUACUGGACGAGACGAGCUCAAACAACAUUGAAGUCCAACUUUUCGAAGGCAGUGACCCGGAGAAGACAGAAUCACAGCUGUCGGAGUUGAGAUUCGCCAUAUCGCCCGCGACAUCUUACUCGCCCUAUCGCAAUGCACUUCGCAUCGCGAGAUUCUCUUAUUUUGCAGCUCUAUUUACGAAUUUUAGCUCUCUUGGCUUUGACUUUGGCCUUUUUCUUGACGAGCGCAGUCUAUCUCCCUUCUGCGUGAACAGGGCAGCUGAAGAGGCCAACACUCCUACAGUGACAGAAGAUGAAAAUAUUCCUUUUAGUCUGCGCCCAAUUUCGUCUCAGUACACUAUAUCACAUCAUCCCUAUAUCGACGCAUUGCCAUUUCCCACCCUCCGACGGCGUGCCUUGGCCGCUCUGGCGGCGGAUCCUCCUUUGUUGGACGAGGAUGAUCUCUGUCUGGAUCUAAUGUUGCAUGAUGGGCUUGUGUGCUGGGGAUCCGCCGGUCAGAAUGGUAUGGAUUAUGGCACGCCGUGGGAUAGCCACAGCUGGGAAGCCAAAGAGUGGUUUUUGCGGAAAUGGAAAUGGCUUAUUGGUGGACAAGAUGGUGAACUGUACCAUAGCUCACGGUGGUGGGCGGCACAACGGGGAGAGUACAUAUCUAUGCGGGACUAA
Messenger RNA from Trichoderma breve, 1446 nucleotides. RefSeq lists its product as uncharacterized. Gene Ontology annotation, molecular function: DNA-binding transcription factor activity. NCBI's taxonomy places the organism in Eukaryota, Fungi, Ascomycota, Sordariomycetes, Hypocreales, Hypocreaceae. Gene Ontology annotation, biological process: regulation of DNA-templated transcription. The transcript has 2 exons. Bases 1 to 1446 code for a protein of 481 amino acids. The record is from RefSeq and is a predicted model, not a curated record.